Molecule: messenger RNA, 201 nt
Organism: Clunio marinus
Lineage: Eukaryota; Metazoa; Arthropoda; Insecta; Diptera; Chironomidae
Source: the annotation of a GenBank genome assembly
AUGCCAACAGUAAAAAAGCUCAAAGUAAUGCCUGAUCAUCAUGCUUGGUCCGAAAUUAUUUAUAAUCAGCAUUUUCACUCACAAACUUUAAGUCUCUUUAAAGAACUUUUGAUGUUGGAAAAUGAAUCAAACAUUCUUCUUAUGCGAAUCUUUAGAAAUCAAUUUGAAAUUAUGCAAAUAGAUAUCAGAACAAAAGCCUAA